Molecule: messenger RNA, 10870 nt
Organism: Musca domestica (house fly)
Lineage: Eukaryota; Metazoa; Arthropoda; Insecta; Diptera; Muscidae
Gene: sick
Product: protein sickie
Exons: 14
Coding region: 16-8427 (2803 amino acids)
Biological process (GO): nervous system development; neurogenesis
Molecular function (GO): protein binding; ATP binding; ATP hydrolysis activity
Source: RefSeq, a predicted model, not a curated record
AAGUCCUCAGCCAGUAUGCAAAGGUCCCCACGCAGUAAGACCAAUAGCACUGAGAAUGCAUCAAAGCAGAGGGUUGCAAAAAAUUCCGAUCGCAAUGCAAACUCUACCACUACAUCGCCCACAUCCAAUCUCGGCAGCAGUACUUGCUCCCAGCAGGCUGCACCUAUGCGAAUACCAUCCACAAAACGCUCCAAGUACUCAAAUGAGGAAAGCCAACCCUGUGGUGAUGUGUACCACGAUGAAAAUUACAUGGAGUUUGAUUUCAGUACUCGAGAGGGUCCUGGUCGGGAGUCUUGCCAAUUUAGGGAGCUCUUUCGUGACUUUCCAGUGUGUUACGAGGCAACAACAUUGCCUUCAAAUGCCUGUACGUCCUCAACGCCGGAUCAAAGUCAGCAACUGCAGCCUCCACCGUACAGAGAUCCUCCGCCGCCAACACCGCCGCCUUUAUCCCAGUUACCCUCCCGAAAUCCCAGAAAUUCCCAAAUAAGCGGAGUACAGUCAUGUCCCUCCAGUCCCUUUCGUGGCAAGGUGGUCUUAAGUAAAAAGGAAAGGAAGGAAUUGAGUAAAUUAGCCAAACAGCAUGACAGUAACACCUCAUGCAGUACGUCAAACAUUAGAAAUUUGGAAGCCUGUGACUCAUCUUCUGCAUCCCACAAUAAUAGCCCCUACAAGGGAAGGGUCACGGAAUUGAAGAACUGCAUAGCUCGCAUUAACUCCAAAGGAAUAUUUGCUUCCCUACAUCGUUCAUCCCAGAAAUCCUUAAACGCUCAACAGCCCUGCGAAGAACCAAACUCAUCGAGUGAGGUAUCACCACCUCCACCUGCCCCCGAGAGUAGCCCUCCCGGGUCAAAUGCAUCCAACAACAAUGAUGCCGACUACACCGAAAAACUGAAGAAUCUUCCAGUAAGACAGAGAAAGGCAAAUACCUCGCACAUGGACAACUACUGUCUAUUCGACCCUAUGGAUUUUGUCAACGAGAAGACACUGCGAAGACGUACUCACGAUUCCCUGCAUAUGCAUGUUCCUCUGCAACAACAAAACCACGGCCUGAGAGAUCCACUCUUUAGUUCGAGGCAAAAUUUAGAUUUUAGCGAAGAAGAAUUGGUACCAGAAGUCAUUUACGAUCAAGAAGUUGAAGUGUCCGAUGCCAGGCCGGAGGAGCCGCCAAAAAAUUUCGAUCAUCACAACUAUUUUGUCAUCGACCCAGAUGAUUUCGAAAAGGAACCUCCCAUGGACAUUGGUAUACCCAAUCCCUAUACAAAUGAACAAAUAGUACAUGCGAACUUAACGUCUGUCCAGCACACCUAUGUAAAUAAUACCGACUCACUGAAAGCUUCCGAAAGUCUCGAUAAACUCCUCAAUGCGUUUGAGACCGCGCCCAGUAUGUCCAACAGCCAAGAAAGUAAGGACACCUCGAACUCGACUAUCACUACCACAUCUACAGCCUUAGUUGAGUCCUCCACCUCAACGAAUUCCAACAGCUCUUCAUCAUCGAACACAUCUUCGCAGACAACAUUGCAGAGAACUAAAAAGAAAUUGACGUUCUUGAAUCUCUCUCCGUUUCGCUCCCACAAAUCUUCGCACGAUGGCAAGUCUAACGAUAACCAAAAAUCGGGUGCGUCAAACACACAACAACAACAACCGCGGGCCGUAUCGGAACUCGUCGAUUCGAAACACAUGUUCCAUUUACAACAAAUGCUUUUGAGUGCCGACAAUGUUUUAAACGAUAUGCGCUCACAAAACGAAACAAUCGAGUUAAACUAUGUGCUCUUUAAUCCGGGUCCGGUUCCUAGUCGUAAUAUUCAGUAUAAAAUUCGAAAGCCCCGACCGCUGUCAACUCACAGCGAUGCGGAUAGUGGCUUCCUUAGUCCGUGCUCGCCAGAGGAGUUUACAUCGAUAAAAUCGAAUCCAGCCAUGUUAGUGUUGCAGCAGUGCGAGAGUAUCCAGGGAUACAUUGAGAUCUACACCGAUUGGGCAAACUACUAUCUAGAACGCGCCAAAUCUAAGAAAAAAGUAACCGAUUUGUCUGCUGACUGUCGCGAUGGCCUACUAUUGGCCGAGGUGAUUGAGGCGGUCACUUCGUUUAAAGUACCGGAUCUUCACAAGAAGCCCAAAAAUCAGCAGCAAAUGUACGACAACGUCAAUUCUUGUCUCAACGUCUUACGCUCCCAAACGGUUUCUGGCCUCGAUAACAUUACCACCAGUGACAUUUGCUGUGGCCGAUUGAAAGCUGUUCUGGCAUUGUUUUUUGCUUUAAGCCGAUUCAAACAACAAUCGAAGCAGGGGAAGCCAAACACAACGUCUGGUUUAUCGAUAAAAGCCGAUAUCCAUCAGCAACCGAAUACAACAACCACAACACAGUGCGCGGAGAAGACCACAUCGUCGGCGAAUUCAACUUCCACCAUUCAAAAUAUCCAAAACGGCAAUGACAGCAUGGUGAAUAGACAAAUUCCCCAAGCUUACACCAAGGCCAAUGGAACUGCCAUACCGUUGCCUGCGACUGUUAUGGUACAGAGACGAUGUCCUCCAGACAAAGUGAGACCUUUACCCCCAACUCCGAAUCACGCUCCAUCAAUACCAGGCUUAGGAAAAAGCGGCAGCGAAUUCAAUAACUCCCGUCCAAACAGUCCACCGUCUAGCAACCACACUAUUCAAAAUCUGAAAAGUGGGAACAACAAUGGCCUUAGACAGCCUUCAAUUAAGUCGGGAAUCCCCGCCCCUGGCUCAGCACUGCCCACCGUUACGGGCCAACAGAAGCACUCUAUGCUCGACAAACUUAAAAUCUUCAACAAGGACAAGCAACCACUGCUGCAACAGCAGCAGGGCCAACAACAAACCACCCUAAUUAACGCUAACAAAAACCAAGUGCAAUCUAAGAGGACAUCGUCGUCUUCGGGUUUCUCGUCGGCGCGUUCUGAACGUUCGGAUUCCAGUUUAAGCCUUAACGAUAGUCAUAUCUCUCAAAUAAAACCACCCGCAAUAGCUGUAGCAGCAACAAAUAAAGCCAGGGAGACCAAAGCAAGUGCCAAACAAUCUAAACUCCUGCAGGCACAAACCAAAAAAGAGCAAGUAAAGAAUGCCUCUAAAACAGAAAAGAAAGAGAAAAGCCCCGCCAGAUCGCUGAAUAGGGAAGACAUUAAUGUUGAUAGCAAAACAUCGACUUUGAGCCGCAACAAGAAUUCUUUGCCCCGUGGAAAGGAUUCAUCCCUGAAGCCAAACACUAAAUCGAAUUUGACCAGCAAAUCAGAAUCCAAAACGUCCCUUAUUAUACCGCCUUCAAAAUCCCUGAACAGCUCAAAUUGCAUCGGCGGACUUCCUAAACCAAUUGCUGCCAUAAAGGGCACCAGUAAGUUACCCCAUUCCCCUCUGCAAAAUGAUAAUAAGGGCCGACUAAGCAGCCCAAACUCCGCCCAGGAAAUGAUUAAAAGAGAGAAGAGUGACAUAUCGUCCACAUCAAACAUAUCACAGCAACAAACCCCAAGCAAUCACUCGACACAGCUACCCACACAUAUCGUAAAGCCAGUACCCAUGGCCGAGGUGCAUCAAAAUCAGCAAAGGUCACCAUAUUAUGCGAACGCUCAACAUAUACAGCAACAACAGACACUUAUUCAACCACAGCAGCCACCAUGUUCUAUCCAGGAACCGACUUACAACCGCUUGCCACCACCUAAACCAAGCGCCAUAGGCACCCCAACUGCAUUGCGAAAACUCGAAUAUAAUUCCGGGCCGAGCGUCUUGCAGCCACAACAACAUUCACCCCUUCGAUCAUUGACACCUGCGGCCACCCAUUCUCAGCCUGUCACUCCUACUUCGCAACAAUCUCCACUUACCAAUGAAGGGACGCCCAACAAAUACCACACCAUUCCCUCCAAAAUCGUUGGCACCAUUUACGAAGAAGACAAGCCGGUCAGUGUGUUACCUAUGCGGCCGCUGCUAAGAGGCUACAAUUCGCACGUCACCUUACCCACACGUGGAGCCCGGGGCACCCACAAUUUCAUAUCGGAAUACUGUGAAAAUGACAUCAACCAGGGCUAUUGCAGUGAUGGCGAUUCGUUACGCUUUAGUAAUUCCAGACUGGGGCAUAGCUCUUCUCUGCAGGGCUCACCGAGAUUCCAUGACAUUGACAAUGGGUAUUUAUCGGAAGGAAGUAGUGGUAUAGGGUGCAGCCAGAAUGGACACCACAUACCGCAUGGCAAACAUUUCCUGAGUAUGAUGCGGGCCCGCAGCCAGUUGCCCACCACCAUUGAAGAGAGAAUACGCAACAGCCGUGGGAGCUUAGACAGUUUAGGCACAGGUGCCCCUUCAUCGUCGGCUUCACAAGCAAGUUCCAGUGUUGGAUCAAAUAAUAAAAUGGAUAUUACAAAUGGUCUCAAUAGUUCUGCCAGUAACAGUGCCAACAACAGUCCCCAACAUCACAAUAGUGGCAGCCCCUCUCAUCGCUCAUCACCUCGAAACGGUAAUAAUUGGUCAAAAAUGCCAGAAGCUUUGAAUGGACAAAAAUCCGAACACAAAGAAAAAUCAUCGCCUUCUAGACGGAAUGUAGGAAGUUCAUCUUCUAAGCAAAGUCCGUCCUCCUCAAGUCGUACUAAGGGCGUACCCCCCAGUUUCGGAUACGUCAAGCGUUCGAAUGGAACUGCCACGUCAACCGCAGAACAACAGAAUAUUGUCAUGAUGAUGAAUACCAUGAGCGGUUGUAGUCCACAAAACGGACGCAAUACAGCCCAUGUUUCGGCAGUGCCAAGAACUGGGGCACCUGGUGGACGCAAAAUGUCGGGAGGUGCGCAAACCCUGCCCCACGACGUGUCAAAAAUGCCGCCCACAACUCAACAUCGCAGCUAUUCUUUAACUGGUCCAGGGGCCACCCAACUCAGUCAAUGCAUACGUGAGCGUCUUGCUGGAUCGCAUAGCCUGCCCAAACCUGGUUCGGAUAUGCAUAUGUUUCAACACAGAUUAUCGAAUCGAUCUGCGAAAAUGCUGGAUGGUUCUUUAUCGGAUACGCAAACGUAUGCUGAGGUCAAACCGGAGUACGGAAGCUAUGCAAUGUGGUUGAAACAUAGCAAUACGGCGGGUAGUCGUCUGUCUGAUGGCGAUUCUCUGGAAAAUAUGCACAUAAACUCGCCCUCAAUGUCCAGACAUAAUCAAAAGCUGAUGCAACAAAGAGCCGUUGCAGCUGGAAAUGCUAACUGCAAUACGGGAGCAAUGGCUGGCACUGAAUCCCCGUACGUGCAGAGUCCACGCCUGAAUCGCAGUAAUAGUAUCAGAUCCACUAAAUCCGAACAAAUGUAUCCACCUAUGAUGUCCAGAGGAUCGGAAGUUGAAAUAGAACCUUAUUAUUGCCUACCAGUGGGGACCACUCAUAACGGAGUAAUUUCAGCUCAAAUGGCUGCAGCAGCCGCUAACGCUCAAUCAUCAACAGCUUCGGGCAAUACAGUUGCUUGGAGUCAACCAACAUCGCCUACACCCAUUAACCGUGGAUUUGCUGGACCAAUGUCACCCACUCAUUGCAAUGCUGCUGGAAUGACAAAUAUGAGUGGAACAUCGAGUCAAUCGACGAGUCAUCGCCUAACUUAUCCAAAGAAAAACGAUGAAGUUCAUGGUAGUGCAGCCUCACUACUGUCUGGAGGAAGCUCACUGUAUGGAACUUCAGAAGAGAGACAAGCUCACGAAAUACGUCGACUGAAACGAGAACUUAUGGAAGCUAGAGAACAAGUUCUGAGCCUUAGCAGUCAGUUAUCAACAAAUGCUCAUGUGGUAAAUGCAUUUGAGCAGUCACUAUCCAAUAUGACGUCACGGCUGCAGCACUUGACAGCCACAGCAGAACGCAAAGACGGUGAAUUAACAGAUAUGAGGCAAACAAUUGAACUUUUACGCAAACAGUCGAUACAGGCUGGCCUAACAACUGCUCACAUGCAGAGCAUGGGAGUUCAAACACAAAGUCAAACUCAAAACGACUUACUUAGCCAGAAGCCACCACCACUGCCAACUUCAAUUCCCGGUCAGCAUAUUUCACGAGCAACUCAGCACAAUUUACAACAACAAUCAAGCUCUUAUGGUCAAACGGGUGCCAUACAAAGACAUCACAGUUCAGAUUCCAUGUGUUCUGUCAAUUCCAUUGGCUCGUCGUGUUCCACACAGGACAAGAAACAAAAGAAAAAGGGUUGGCUUAGAAGUUCUUUUACAAAAGCUUUUUCACGCAAUGCAAAAAUAUCGAAAACUAGUCGACACGGUAUAAACAUUCAUGGUCAACAAAAUACCAGUCAUACAAAUUCCAAUGACAAUUCUAUCGCAGCUAUAACCGGCUUGAAUAAAACAAACGGACAUAUGCAGGCAGAUACUCAAGGUCUCUCAGCUUUAGCUACACAACAAUCUCCUCCGUUGCCUACAUCCCCAACAAAUGCGUGUCCAACCAAAACUGUCACCCUGAUAGACAACGCUAAGCCUAUAGAUGCCAUUGAACAUGAGGACACUACUCACGUCGUGGAAGAUUUAAAGAAGCAACUUAGGGAGAAAGAUUUGGUUUUGACCGAUAUUCGUUUAGAAGCACUAAGUUCUGCCUCCCAGUUAGAGAUCCUUAAAGAAACGGUCAACAAAAUGAGAGCCGAAAUGAUGUCGCUCAAACAGAACAAUGAACGACUACAGAAAAUGGUCACCAGUCGUUCUUUGGCUGGAUCUGAGGCCUCUUUAGGAAAUGCAGUCAGUCCCAAUGGAUCUAUAGGUGAGUCUAGACGGUAUUCACUAGCAGAUGGCAAUACUCGACCUCCAAUGGAAUUGCCAAAACGUUUAGAAGAGGAAGCGGAGGAAGAUAAUACACCUCCAGCACCGGCACCAGAACCGCCACCACCUCCACUAUCACCAACCACUCAUAUUGAUCUUACACCACCACCACCUGCUCUAGAUACAAUACCUAGUCCUGCUCAUGUUCCCACUACCGCAGAAGAAAUGCCAGAUAUCAAUGAUGGCAAAAAAAUUGCCAUAGCCUGUUACCUUGGUCAGCCAGAAUCGUUUGCAAAGUACUGUGAAGAAAUGUUGGAGGUAGAUGACUUCUACGCCAACACAUCCAUGAUUGGAAGUAAUUUAGCCGAGAGUGGGGAACGUAAGUCUUUCCCUAUAACUACUCCUAACGAAUUUGUCAUCGCCUAUACAUAUAUAUCGGGCAAGACAUCAUGGCAAAAUCUAGACUACAUUGUGAGAAAGACCUUUAAGGAUUACGUAUCACGUGUUGAUCCAGGCACUAAUUUGGGCCUUAAUACAGAUUCCAUAACAUCGUAUCAUCUAGGAGAAGCCAAGCGAGGCCCUGAAAUGGGUUUUCCGGAAUUGUUGCCAUGUGGUUAUAUAGUGGGCAAUGUUAGGACUCUGUACAUAUGCCUUCAGGGAGUUGGAAGCUUAGCUUUCGACAGUCUCAUACCACGAAGUAUUGUUCACCGCUACAUAAGUCUAUUAACAGAGCACCGUCGAUUAAUUUUGUGUGGUCCUAGCGGAACCGGUAAGUCGUAUUUGGCCAGACGCUUGGCAGAGUUCUUGGUGGCUCGCUCGGGAAAGGGAAAUCCUUCAGAGGCUAUUGCUACAUUCAACGUGGACCAUAAAUCAUCGAAGGAACUGAGGCAGUAUUUAGGCCAUGUGGCGGAGCAGGCAGCUAUUGCGAACAGAGCAUCGGAGUUGCCCUCUGUAAUCAUCUUGGAUAAUUUACACCAUGCUUCGGCAUUGGGAGAUGUAUUCUCAUGCUUAUUAAGUGCAGGACCAGCUGCCAAGCUGCCAUGCAUAAUUGGCACAAUGUCUCAAGCUACAUGUAAUACAACUAACUUGCAGCUUCAUCAUAACUUCCGAUGGGUUUUGACGGCAAAUCACAUGGAACCAGUAAAAGGUUUUUUGGGACGGUUUUUACGACGCCGCUUAUUUCAAUUGGAAUUGCAAACCCAACAUCCGCAGCCCGAGCUGGCGGCUGUUCUAGCCUGGCUACCCACAGUUUGGCAGCACAUUAAUCGCUUUUUAGAAGCACACAGUUCUAGUGAUGUAACCAUUGGCCCACGUUUAUUUUUGGGAUGUCCCUUGGACUUGAAGGAGUCUCAAGUUUGGUUCACCGAUAUUUGGAACUACCAUCUGUCGCCUUACUUAAUAGAAGCAGUCAGGGAAGGUGUGCAACUUUAUGGGCGCCGCGGUGGAGCUUGGAAUGAUCCCUCAGCUUUUAUACGUAAUUCUUAUCCCUGGCCUUACGGACCGGAUUCUGUGCCUCCCCUAAGGCAAAUUAAUGCCGAAGACGUUGGUUUAGAGGGUGUAGCAGCCAAUAGUUGCGACAAUCAAGACCCAUUAUUGAAUAUGUUAAUGCGUCUACAGGAAGCGGCUAACUAUUCUGAAAAUCAAGACCAGGAGUCGGACUGCGCUAGCCUAGACUCCAACAUAACACCCGAUAGUUCAGCUGGAGCUGAGUGAGACCAUUUUUAAAAUAUGAUUGAUGAUAUUGCAGUCAAGACAAUUUCCAAAAAUAAAAUGUUGAUGAGGCCAUUUACGUAGUUGAAAUACAUCAAUCGACUUUAUUCAGUCAUAAUAUUAAAUAAGAUACGACGUGCAUACAGAACUUAUACAGCUUCCUCCCAAAGUUCGUUUCAUACUCAUAUAUGUGUACAUACAUAAGAUGCCAGUAACCAAUAUCUUAAUAUGUCAGUUUUACAAAAGCAUUCGAAAUAAGCUUCUUAUAACUUUUGUUUUUUACCACAUUUUUUACGAAAACUAAGAAAUUCAAGACUUAUUAGGGAACGCCAAACUAUACAAACUUAUGUAUAUUUAAAUCAAUUUCACUACUAAAACAACUGGUAAAAAAUUCAAAAAAUUACAUUUCACAAUUUGUGCAUGCCAAACUACAUAAAACCCAAACACACAAAAGAUAUUUUCAAAUUUCAUAUCACUGGAAUCUGAACAUACCUAGAAACAUAUAACGUCUUCUGGCUACGAAUUUUUCAUUGUGUUUCGAAAGCUCUCCACAUUAACUAAAAGAUUGUCAAUCUCUUAAUCUCCUAGGUAUUUUUAUAUAUAAAUAUUUUUUUUUUUUUUUUGUUUUUUUGCAUUGAAUUUUCGAUAUGACAUCUUUUAUUUUUUGAAUCCUGAACUUUUAUUUUAUAUCCUGAAUUUUAUUAUUAUAAAAAUUUGAGGAUGAAUAUUUCCUUCUAUAUACAUACAAAAAAGCUCAGUAUGGUGGGUAGUAUGACCAAAUUAUUAAAAUAAAUGAGACCAUAUAAUAAACUUAAUCAAACAAACGGUAAAAUAGUUCAAUAUAAAUCCAUCAUAUUCACAUUUUUAAUGUUUGUUACUUAUGUUCAAUUUAUAGAAGCACAAACAUACGUACCUUCAAAUUGUUCUUUUUUAUUUUAACUUAAGCCGUUUUCAAAAUAACGAAGACUAUUGAAAAACAUAACAAACCUGUUCACCACGUUGGUGCUUUUUGUACGUCGUUAUUUUCAUUUAGCAACAUAUUACAUUAAUGGGAUAUUCAAUGCGAACAAUGACUUACACUGCUUUCUAUAAAUAGAUAUUCCACAAUAGAAAGCAGUUGUUUAAGCAAGCACAGCCUCUAAACAUGUACAAGAUUACAAAAUUGCACUUUUUAGCUGCACUUGUUAAGAAUGCAAAUUUUUCGAAAAUCACAUAGCACUAUAGUUGAAUAGACACAUUCAAUCUAUGAAAUUUGAAAAUAUCUGUUGGGAUUUACAGCGUUUUUAAAACAUACCUAUAAAUACAAACAUGUGACUAAUGCUAGAAUAGGAAAUCAAAUGUAAUAGCUGUAAUAUUAUAAUAUUUGCUUCAUCUUCUUUAUAGGCAAUAUAAAAAUAAACCCCCUUAUCACAAUACGACCAUUGUCGUUGUCCGAUAAUGUAUAAAAUGUAAAUAAUAUAAUACUUAUAAGCCAAAUAAAUAUUCUAAUACAGUAAUAUUUUCUAAUAAUAUACCAAAAUAUGCAUUAAAAUUAUAAACUGCUUAAUAACAUCAGAGAAAGGACAUCUGGACUGUACCCGAAUAAAAUAGCCAAAAAUAAAAUAACCUGUUUUGUGUUCUAUGAUUUGUAUUUGAACUUUAUUAAAGGUAUUUACCUUAACAUAAAUACAUGUAUUGUUUUUAAUAUAGUUAGUUAUGUUCUUGAGCUAAUUUUACUCCCGGUUGCUUGAAGUUGCUUAAUAAAAAAUAUAUAUUUCACAAAACUAAGGGAUGUUAGAAAUUUCCUAAAACAAAUAAUCACUUUUUAAAUCACAAUUAUGCAUUUUAUCUUUAUACUUGCACGAAUACAAAUCAUAGCACAUAAAUAUGUAACUUCAAAGUCGAAUUUUGACUAUAGGAAGUGUAAACAUGCCAUAAAACUUGUUAUUCUACACAUUAUGUUUAAUUGUUUAUAUGCAGUUGAUUCUAUUUAUGUAAGCGUUUAUGCCAAAAAAAUCCAAAUGAUACCCUUUGUGAGUCACUAUUAUUCAUCAUUUUCUUAAAUAACUUAAAUGCAUCUACUCGAUAUUAAUUGUUUCACUGUCAAGAUAAUCGUCAUGAACCGAAAGAAACUAGGCAACCUAUUAAAUGAUUCCGAAUGAUGGAGUGGUGAAAAUAUUUAGGUUUUGAGUUGAGUUUCGUAAUGUUGUGACUUCAAAACAUCAUACAUCCCUUGUAGGCCUUGGAAUGAAAUCGAAUCUCCUGCAUAUCAUAUUAAACAAGGUAGGAUACUGAGUACGAUAUCAUCUAAUAAUAUAUUGAAAAAUUUAUUUGUAAUCAAACGAAAACAAGUUGUAGAAUGUAUUGAAAUGUAAAAUCAAAAUAAUUUGUAACGUAAACUUAUAUAACAAAACCAAACCACCAAAUAACUACUAAAAUAAUAAAAAUGAACAAUUUUUCCAACUGA